AUGCAUAGUCCCACUAAUGCUCAUUUUAAAAUUGCUCUGAGACUCUUAAGGUAUCUUAAGGGAUCUCCUGGAAAUGGAAUUCUGCUUAAAGGAGGAGCUUCUUUAGAUCUUAAAGCCUUUGCGGAUUCUGACUGGGGUAAAUGCGUUAACUCCAGAAAGUCUGUCACCGGGUUUUGUAUUUUCUUAGGAAACUCUCUUAUUUCAUGGAAAAGCAAAAAACAGUCCACUAUAUCUAGAUCUUCUGCUGAGGCAAAAUAUCGUGCGAUGUGUGCUGCGACAUGUGAAAUUCUUUGGCUUCUUAACAUUCUAAAAGAACUUAAAAUUGAUAUUAAACUUCAUGUCUCUUUAUUUUGUGACAAUACAGCAGCUAUAUCAAUUGCCGCUAACCCUGUUUUCCACGAACGUACCAAACAUUUUGGGAUUGAUCUCUUUUUUUAA
Molecule: messenger RNA, 438 nt
Organism: Helianthus annuus (common sunflower)
Lineage: Eukaryota; Viridiplantae; Streptophyta; Magnoliopsida; Asterales; Asteraceae
Exons: 1
Coding region: 1-438 (145 amino acids)
Source: RefSeq, a predicted model, not a curated record